AUGGCUCAUCUUGCUAGAAGCAUUUUCAUCCUAUGGCUUCUUACUAUGCUUCCAUUUUUUGGCAACGUUUUAUCAAGGUCAUCGGAAAUAUCUGUGGCAAUUCAAAAUCUUCUAGAAGACCAGGACGAUCUAACGGUUCAUUGCAAAUCAAGAGAUGAUGAUAUUAGGGUGCAAUAUCUAAAGUCUCAUGAACAUUUCUUGUUCCAUUUUAGACCUAAUAUCUUUGGAACCACACUUUUCUAUUGUAGCUUUGCUUGGGAAGAUGGUGUUUGCCGUCGAUUUGAUAUAUAUGAAUAUGAUAGGGACAAAACUUAUACGGAUAUCACGUGGCAAAUAUUCAAAGAAGGACCUUGUAGGUUUAUUGAAAAUAAUGGUCAUGAUGAUAACACUACAAGAAAAAAGGCCGAUGGCUACGCUUUUUUUGAUAACAUUUGCUUUCAGUGGAGUCACGAUUCCUGUUGA
Arachis duranensis is the source of this 462-nucleotide messenger RNA. Its product is annotated as S-protein homolog 3-like. Lineage: Eukaryota; Viridiplantae; Streptophyta; Magnoliopsida; Fabales; Fabaceae. The record is from RefSeq and is a predicted model, not a curated record. The transcript has a single exon. Bases 1 to 462 code for a protein of 153 amino acids.